Molecule: messenger RNA, 375 nt
Organism: Entamoeba invadens IP1
Lineage: Eukaryota; Evosea; Mastigamoebida; Endamoebidae
Exons: 1
Coding region: 1-375 (124 amino acids)
Source: RefSeq, a predicted model, not a curated record
AUGUGUGGACUUUCUGGUUAUCACAUCAUGAUAGUCUCGAAGUUCCUCGAAACUAUCAUAGACUUUAUUAACUUGGAGUUGGUGUGCAAGAAGUUUAGUGGCAAUAUGGAGAAGUUUCACUUCAACCCAAUUCCGUUAAAUUCCAAAACACUUGGAUACUUCCCAAACAUCGAGACACUUCACUUGUGGAAUAAAAAGGAUGAGAAUUUUGGGAAUGGAUUUAUGAUAAACACAGAGAAAAUGGAAAUUGUGAAAAUAAAGGUUGUUUUAAAGAAAGAAUUCUUUCGAAUAAUUGUGUGGUUCAGUGUAAAUUUUAAAACCGUUGACAGAAACAAAUUUAGAAACAUCGAGUUUAAAAAUGUUACUUACACUUAA